AUGUUUUUUUCAAUAGCUUCGGUUGCAACUUUGCGCAGGCCAGCAACAGGCGCAUCGCGCGCUCUUUUGAGGAACCGACGAGGCCUGCUAACCCUCGCAAUUGAAACAUCCUGUGACGACACAUCGGUGGCGAUUGUCGAGAAGCAGAACCAAAGCUCAUUUGCCAGCAAUUCCAAAAUCCACUUCCUUGAAAAUAUCACUUGCGAUUCGCGAGCCCAUCGCGGUAUUCAUCCGAUCCUUGCGCUCGAAUCCCAUCAAGAGAACCUAGCGAAUCUCGUCGAUAAAGCCCUCAGGCAUCUGCCGGCCUCAAAGGAUGGAGAUAAAUCGAUAAACCUAGCGGAUGGCUCCAGUCGCCAGCGACCGGAUUUCAUCUCCGCAACUCGGGGACCUGGAAUGCGCUCCAACCUGUCAGUCGGCCUCGACACUGGAAAAGCUCUCUCGGUUGCUUGGCAAAUCCCCCUGGUCGGAGUUCACCAUAUGCAAGCACACUUGUUGACCCCCCGGCUGGUGUCAUGCUUGGACAAAGGCAGUGAUGUGGAGGCAUCUAGAACUGUGGGACCCCAUUUCCCAUUCCUGUCUAUUCUUGUAUCGGGCGGUCACUCAAUUCUAGUGCACUCCAAAUCUUUAAUAGAUCACACUAUCAUGGCUUCUAGUGAUGAUAUCGCAAUAGGUGAAACUUUGGACAAAGCGGCUCGUGAGAUACUCCCCGAGGCCUUAUUACAGGAGGCAAAGAACACCAUGUACGGCAAGACUUUGGAACAGUUUGUCUUUCCCAAUGGCCCAAAAGAUUUUGCAGAUUACCGCCCCCCAAUGAACCGGGGCGAGGAGGUAAUCAAGCGAAAAAGCGCAUGGGGAUGGAGUGUAACUACGCCAUUUGCAAACACACGGGCACUACAACUCAGCUUCUCGUCCAUCGCGAGCAUGGUGAACAAAAUCGUCAAAGAUCGGGAAGGUCAAUUAUCUCAUAAUGAACGGGUUGACCUCGGAAGAGAGGCAAUGCGCGUCAGCUUUGAACACCUUGCAUCACGAACUAUCAUUGCGUUAGAAGCUCUACGGGUGAGAAACCGCGAUGAAAACGAGAUCAAGACACUCGUUGUUAGUGGUGGCGUUGCUGCAAACAAGUUCCUUAUGACUGUGCUGCGCUCAUUCUUAGACGUGCGCGGAUUCGAGCACAUGGAAAUUGUUGCGCCCCCUCCUUAUCUGUGUACUGACAACGCAGCCAUGAUUGGGUGGGCAGGGAUUGAAAUGUUCGAGGCCGGUUGGCGGACGGAUCUAAGUUGUCGCGCUCUCCGCAAAUGGACCUUGGAUCGAGAGGCCGAUGAUGGAGGAGUGUUAGGGCCUGGUGGGUGGAUUAUGGAUGGAACCGCUCUUUGA
This is a messenger RNA of Penicillium verhagenii, 1374 nucleotides long. Its product is annotated as N(6)-L-threonylcarbamoyladenine synthase family protein. The transcript is spliced from 2 exons. Bases 1 to 1374 code for a protein of 457 amino acids. Gene Ontology annotation, cellular component: mitochondrion. Gene Ontology annotation, biological process: mitochondrial tRNA threonylcarbamoyladenosine modification. The record is from RefSeq and is a predicted model, not a curated record. NCBI's taxonomy places the organism in Eukaryota, Fungi, Ascomycota, Eurotiomycetes, Eurotiales, Aspergillaceae.